GUUGGUGAGGAGAUCGAGAUUCGACCAGGUCUCGUAUCCAAGGCAGAAAAGGGUCACAUUAUCUGCCGACCUAUUCGCUCCUGCAUCCUCUCCCUAUUUGCUGAACAGAAUGACCUUGCCUAUGCCGUACCGGGUGGCCUGAUCGGCGUAGGUACCAAAAUUGAUCCGCAGCUUUGUCGAGCCGAUCGCCUGGUUGGACAUGUACUUGGUGCUGUUGGCAGUCUUCCUGAGAUUUUUAUUGAAUUAGAGAUCUCAUUCUUUCUUUUGCGUCGUCUUUUGGGUGUGCGCACUGAUGGUGAUCGAAAAGGCGCAAAGGUCUGA
Protopolystoma xenopodis is the source of this 321-nucleotide messenger RNA. The record is from the annotation of a GenBank genome assembly. Lineage: Eukaryota; Metazoa; Platyhelminthes; Monogenea; Polystomatidea; Polystomatidae.